GUAAGUUGAGACAAACACAUUCAAGAAUACCAUUCACAACUUAACAUUUAUUUUGUAUUAACAGAAUGGGGCUUCAGUCCCUUUGUGGCAGAGUCCUUCUGGGACUGUCCCUGUCUUUACUACUCUCUAGUCUCUGCAUUGCUGAUGACAAGACAAUUAAGGUGGUUGGUUUUGGAGAAUGUGCUGAUUGCAAGGAGAAUAACAUUAACACUAUUCAUGCUCUAUCAGGACUUCAUGUAAGCAUUGACUGCAAGCUUGAAAAUGGAGAAAUCAAAACAAGGGGUGAAGGAGAGCUUGACCAAGAUGGCAAGUUUGAAGUGUCACUUCCUAAGGAGAUGAUGAAAGAUGGCAAGCUGAAAGAGGAAUGCUAUGCACAGUUACACAGUGCAUCAGCUGCACCAUGUCCAGCACACAAUGGCAUUGAAUCAUCCAAGAUUGUUACUAUCAAAACUGAUGGAAAACAUACAUUGAAACCAGCUGGAAAUCUUAAGUUCUCAACACCCUUGUGCACUUCUGCUUUCUUGUGGCCAUACUAUAAGUACCCACCAUUGCCACAGUUGCCACCUUUCCCAAAAGAUCAUCCUUGGAUGAAGAAGUUCCCUAAGUUGCCACCAUUUCCACCAAUGCCACCAUUGAAACACUGGGGCCACCCUUUCCCUCUUCCACCUAUUCCUCCCCUUUUUAAAAAGCCAUGUCCCCCACCACUAGUAAAGCCUCCAGUUCCCGUUUACAACCCAACACCAAAGCCCACACCAGAGCCACCAGUAGUAAAGCCACUUCCUCCUCCCGUUCCUGUUUACAAACCAAAACCAAAGCCUCCUCCAGUUCCCGUUUACAAACCAAAACCAAAGCCUCCUCCAGUUCCCGUCUACAAGCCCAAGCCUAAACCUCCUCCAGUUCCUACUUACAUGCCCAAACCAGAGCCUCCAGUUAAAAAGCCAUGUCCCCCUUCAGUUCCAAAACCAAAGCCUCCUCCAGUUAAAAAACCAUGCCCCCCUAAAGUUCCAACUUACAAACCCAAGCCUAAACCAGAACCACCAGUAGUAAAGCCACUUCCUCCACCGGUUCCAGUUUACAAGCCACCAGUAGUGAAGCCACUUCCUCCACCAGUUCCAGUUUACAAGCCACCAGUAGUAAAACGCCUUCCACCACCUGUUCCAAUUUACAAAAAGCCAUGUCCACCAUUUCCACACCUUCCACCACUGCCACCAAUAGUGAAGCCACUUCCUCCUCCAGUUCCAAUUUACGUGCCACCAGUAGUAAAACCCCUGCCACCACCCGUUCCAAUUUACGAGCCACCAGUAGUAAAACCUCUUCCACCACCUGUUCCAAUUUACAAGCCGCCAUUUUACAAAAAGCCUUGCCCACCACUUCCACCAUUCCCUAAAAUUCCUCCCUUCCACCAUCCUCUCUUCCCACCACUUCCACCUAAGAUUCCUCACCCAUAGACCAAACAUUAAAAUUCAAGAGUUCCUUUGGGUGUAUGUAGGGCUGAAUCUUUUUCUGUUUUAAAACCAUGAAAAUUAUUUGCAAUUUAAUGAAUAAAAUCGACCGCCAAGAGAUAUGAUGCUUGAGAAUGUCAAAGUAAAAGAUCAGAGAAAUAGGGGAGUUAAUUUCACAGUGUUGGUUUGCUUAGUUAAGUUUUCAUGCAAAUGUUUGUAUAUCUUCAAGUGAAUCAUGGUCCGGUAGUGAAUAAUCGUGAUAUGUUGUACACGUUCAAGAACGGAUCUUUUAAAUUUUCUUGUUUAUUCUCAUUCAUAGACACUUGUAUUACUCAUAUCUUUUUAAUGCAAUGUUGGUUUUUCUUA
Solanum stenotomum is the source of this 1808-nucleotide messenger RNA. RefSeq names its product proline-rich protein 4-like. The transcript is spliced from 2 exons. NCBI's taxonomy places the organism in Eukaryota, Viridiplantae, Streptophyta, Magnoliopsida, Solanales, Solanaceae. The coding region runs from base 66 to 1448 and encodes 460 amino acids. The record is from RefSeq and is a predicted model, not a curated record.